This is a messenger RNA of Salvia hispanica, 1430 nucleotides long. The record is from RefSeq and is a predicted model, not a curated record. Lineage: Eukaryota; Viridiplantae; Streptophyta; Magnoliopsida; Lamiales; Lamiaceae.
UCCACUUUGAAAAAUAUUUAACUUCAACCACCAUUUCAUAAACAAAACCGAUUUUUUUUCCCUCUUUGUUUACUUUGCUCUUUGGUUAUUGAAACUGGUGGAUUAACUCAUUAGCUGAAGCAAUCCAAAGAGCAGACUGUCUCUCAAAGCUAUGUUUUGGAAAGCUAUAGCAGUGUUGUUGAUCGCGUUACUAGCGUGGUCAUACCAAGCCUUGUGUCCUCCAACCCCUCGGCUCUGUGGUUCCACCGGUGGCCCAUCAGUCGAAGGGCCUAGAAUCAAACUUAGGGAUGGAAGGCACUUGGCCUACUUGGAGCAUGGAGUCUCCAAAGAGACAGCUAAUUAUAAGAUCAUUCUGGUUCAUGGAUUUGGCUCUAAUAAAAACGAGGCGCACUUUGCUAGAUCGGCAUUGGUUGAGAAACUGGGGAUACACUUGGUUUCGUUUGAUAGACCGGGUUAUGGAGAGAGUGAUCCCGACCCAAAAAGAACGGUGGAGAGCAUUGCGUUGGACAUAGAAGAGCUCGGAGAUAAACUAGCACUCGGCCCCAAGUUUUACAUUAUUGGAACUUCCAUGGGAGGGCAAGUGGUUUGGGGUUGCCUCAAGUACAUUCCUCAUAGGCUAGCAGGAGUGGCGAUGAUAGCACCCGUUAUCAAUUAUUGGUGGCCGGGUUUUCCUGCGAAGCUAGCAACAGAAGCAUACUAUGAGCAGUUCCCACAAGACCAGUGGGCAUUACGGGUGGCACACUACGCUCCUUCACUCGUUUAUUGGUGGAACACUCAGAAAUGGUUUCCUCCCUCCAGUGUUGCUGCUGGAAGACCUAAUUUCACUGCACCGGAUCUCCAAGUUCUAGCAAAGUUAUCGGCUUCAAUGGUUAACCGGGUACUUGUUUUCAUCUCAUUUUUAGAAUGGCAUGAAACUGAGGAAACUGCUUUUACUUCUUAUCUUGCUUGUCGACAGGAUUAUUCAACGCAACAGGGGCUGUUCGAGUCACUUCACCGUGAUAUGAUGAUUGGGUUUGGGAGUUGGGAUUUUGAUCCUAUGGAUCUUGAUAAUCCUUUCGUCGACAGAGAAGGGUCUGUGCACUUGUGGCAGGGAGAUAAUGAUGGCUUGGUUCCCGUCACUCUGCAAAGCUACAUUGCAAAGAAGCUCCGGUGGAUACAAUACCAUGAAAUGCCAAAUGCUGGGCAUCUGUUUCCACAUGGUGACAUCACCGCGACAGACGCUAUCUUGAAUGCACUCCUGGUAGGCGACAAGUGAUUUUAGAAAUGUUCGAUACCUGCACCGUGUUGUUAUUCUUGUGUCUGUUGAGACUUCAUGUUACAUGAAUUUAAUCCCAACUAUUGAUAGAAUGUAGAAUGAGUUUUGGAGUAAGGAGAUUAUGUACGAGGAUUUUAUAUGGGAGUUAUAUGUUCAAGUAUCAUUUGUGUCUGAA